UGUCAGUUCCUAUUGCGCUCUGUUCUAGUCUCUUUUCCAUUUGGCUCACGUAAAUCAUAAAAAGCAGAGGCGACAAUGGACAGCCCUGCCAGAGACCUCUUCUUAUUUUAGCUCAAUUGUAGUUUCCCCCUCCCAUGUUAUCUCUACCUCAUUAUCUGUAUAAACUUGUUGUAGAAACUCAAUCAUCUUUCUAUCUAGACCAUAUUCCCUCAACUGGCUCCAUAACUUUUCUCGGUUUACAUUAUCAUAGGCUCCUCUAAUGUCUAAAAAAGCUAUCCAUAGCAGUUUCUGCCUGGCUGUCGCUAUCUCUAUGCACUGUGUUAUAACAAAUAAAUUAUCAUCUAGCCUUCUGUUCCUUCUAAAUCCAUUCUGCAGUUCUCCCAAGAUCUCUUCACAUUCUGCCCAUUCCUCCAUUCUCUUUUUCACCAUCUGCAUUGCUACUCUGUAUAUGAUUGAUGUGACAGUUAUUGGCCCGUAGGAUUUAAUGUUGUCAAGCUUGCUUCCCUUACCUUUGUAAACUAAUAUCAUUCUGCUUGAUUGCCAGUCCUGUGGAACAUCUCCCUCUACUACUAUUUGUUCAAUGAGUUGUGGUAAUUUUAAUUUACUUUUCAGGCCUAAUAUGCUUAUCGAUUUCAUAGGUAUGCCAUCCGGUCCUGUCGCUGUUCCCACGGGGACCUUGUGUUCAAUUCUGUCCCAUUCCUUACUUGUCAUCCUUCUGUACUGCUCCUCUAAUUCUGUCCUGCUGUUGUCAUUGUUCUCAAUUACGCUACCCACUGGCUUAAUUCAUGUGUUAUCUGUCUGAGUGCCAUGCGCACACGCCGAUCAAAUGGCCAUGAAUUAUUACCUCACCGCGGCGUCGCCGCAAUCUGCACGCGCUCAGCACACAAGGCACGCACAAAUAAAAGGACAUUAUUGUUGGCACAUCCGCGUGUUUCAUCCCGUUUCCGUUCAGACUCAUGGAUCGAGCACAGCUAGGGCGCCUCUGGCAGAUGCGCUCUCACAGCCCGGCGCGCAGAAAACGACCGCGUACAGUAGAGGCGGAAAAGAUCGCUACGCCGGACGCGAGACGGUACAAACAAGUCCAGAAUUGUUUUCCGGAAGACGCGGCGGUAUCCGGAAUGCUGAGUCGCAACGCACCAAGUUUCCAACGACUCAGCGAAGAACUAACCGGAACGGCCCGAACGCCGACUCUCGAAAUGAGCGCUGAAGUCACUGCGGGAACUCCGGCUCAAACGCCCAACGACUGCGGCCCCGAGACGCCCGACCGUUAUCAACCCGCAUUUCUCGUGGAAUGCAGCACCGGGGACACAACUGGACAAGAGAGCAGCAAGUCCGUCGAUGACGUCGACGUCGUCAGCAACAGCGCACCCGGUUGGCGUCGUGCCGUCGAAGCUUUACUGGUCGUCAGGCUCGAGAUAUACCUGGUGCUCUACGUGGUGGCACGAAAGAUGAGCACCACAGUCAUCCAGGACUUGCUCCUCCAGAAGUCCUGCCUCAACACGCUCGCCCUCAACUCCAGCGUCUGCUCCCAUCUGGACGACUUCGAGGACGUCAAGGACGAGGCCGAACAGUACGCCAGCACGACUAGCAUGAUGCGCGCCAUCGUGCUCCUGGCACCUUCGGCGGUCAUGGCCAUCUUCGUCGGGCCCUGGUGCGACAAGUACGGCUACCGGACACCGCUGGUGACCGCCAUGGUGGGCUUCAUGGCCAGCACGCUGCUGGACAUCUUCACCGUGUACCACAUGGCGAUGCCGCUCUACGCGAACAUCCUGUCCAUGAUUCCGGACGGUCUGUGCGGAGGGCCCAUCAGCAUCUUCACGGCCGUCUGCAGCGCGGCAACUUUGUCGACGAGGGAGAACCGCAGGCGCAUGAGGUUCUUCGCGCUCAGCAUAGUAAUGUCACUGGGCGGUCCCCUGGGCAGCUACGUCGGCGGCCAGGUGUACGGCCACUUCGGAUGGGUGCCCGUGAUGUACACGUCUUUCACGCUUGAGUCGUUAGCGCUCGUAUGGACCUUCGUGGCCAUCAAGAACCUCGCGAAACCGGAGCACGCGAAGGACGGGCUGUCGCUAAGGCUGAAGAAUUUCUUCCAGCUGCAGAACCUGACCGAGAGCUUCAGAAACACGAUGAAGGCCAGGCCGAACAGGGGACGGCUGCAGCUAUGGUGUCUCUUCGGGGUGACCGCCUGCGUCAUAUUUGACAUGUCGUCCUCGGGAAUCGCGUACUUCUACGUGCGCAAGAUGUACUCCUGGACGGUGGCCUACUACUCCACGGUGCAGUCGGUGUCCACCGUGGUGGGCGUGGUCCUGAACGUGCCCAUCGUGUUCCUCUUCGUGAAGGUCUUCAAGAUCAGCGACCCCGCCAUGGCGCUCGUCGGCUGCUGCUUCGCGGCUGCGCAGAUGGCCGUACUGGGACUCGCCUACGAAGAAUGGCUGUACUACCUGCAAUGCCUCGUGGGACUUCCCACUUUCCUCGGCCAGGUGGGCGUGCGGACCCAUAUCUCCAAGCUCGUGGCGCCUGAUGAAGUCGGCAAGGUGUUCUCGCUAAUGGCAUCGUUCGAAUCCGUGGUACCAAUCGUCGGCGAGGUGCUGCUCACCACUAUAUUCAACCAGUCCAUCGGAUUUUUGCCGGGAAUGCCUUAUCUGGUGGCCGCCGGAAUCAGCUGCAUUGCCGUCGGCCUCACUGCGUACGUCACCAAAGUUCACCGGUACAGCAUAAAGUACCAGGACAUGUCCAAGUCAGAGAUAUCCUCUGGGCCGAUCAACGACUGAAGAAUCAGCCAACCUGGGCACUGACGGACAACUCCAGACAGAUGCACACAUGCGCUUGGCAGCAACUAGCAUUAAGUGUGCAAGAUCUUGCAGUGUUCCUUCGUUGCCUUCUUUGGCAAACCGGAAGAACUUGAGCAAUGGCCUCCACACUAACUACCACAUCAGCAGGCGCAUUACUGUCACUGACCCUUGAGGCUCGCGUAUGCUGCUGCCCUGUGGAGACAGCUAUCCAAUUCUUUUACAAGGGCCUUUGUACUUACACGCCAUGAUUUCAAACCUAUUGUAAAGGCUGCCCAAGGGCUAUAAGCUGGGCUAGUGUCAGGCACGUACGCAGGGGGGGGGGGCCCCGGGGGGGCCCGGGCCCCCCCCGAAAUAAAGUGGCAUAACCCCCCCCCCCCUCCCCACCCACGCCACCACUCCUCACACAUUCCUAAAGCACCGCCAGAUCAAUGUUGAGACUUCGCAGCUGAUCAUCGGUCAGCAUUAUGCUGCCUUUUUCACUCCUUUUAGAUGGCGGUAGUUAUCGCCAUCUCUUGUAAUGUGAAGGACAGUUUUCUCGUAGAUUCCGCACCCGCGUGAUUAACGCGAGAUGCGUUCAGUUGUCACCAUCUAUUCAACCGCCACGCGCAUAGCUGUUGCUUUUGUUAGUUCAACCUUCUUUGUUUAGGCUGAUCCUGGGACCAGGAGAGGCCUGGAUGCGGCUGUUACUCAGCUGGCCUGCACUCUCAUGGAACGAGUUGCGGCUGGAGAAAACGCCAAGUGCGUUUAACUUAUCCCUUUGCUUCAUUAUUUCCUUGAGUUACGGCUCGCCGCGACGCUGGCAGAUGUCCGGAACCAUACAGACGUGAUAUGGGUUAGAUAAGGUGGGAAAUAAAAUAAUGUGAAAGAGCGUCCAUCAUGGAACCCUGCAAUAACCCUUAAACCCAUAAGCAAGAUGACUGUCGCCCGUUACCUCGUAUGUUUUUCCCUAACUGUAUAGCACUUUUCCUGCAAAAUUCGCAACUGGAAACAAAAAUCGCAAGGAGUUGAGAAAUUAAGCGAUCUACUAAGGGAGAGAGCCAAGGCGACAACCAAACUGCAAGCAAAAGCGAAUAAUAAAAAAGUUAACCGAUGUUUAUGAGACUAUUUAUGGAUCAACAUCUUUUUAUUUAAAAAGGAAGUAGAGAAAAAACGCCGCCGGAAGGGGAGAACAAUUGUUUUGAAUGACGCUUCUACAGUUAUCGGUCGAACUGCCUCACGUAGCCACUUCUCUGCUGUGCUUAUGUGGGUGUUUUUCUAACCUUUCGCGGGGAGCGCAGUACGUCUAGAAUCGCAGAGUCCACCGCUCUACGUGGUUGUAUGGCACUGGCGGCCGCACAGCAUUACGCAAUUCGCGGAACUGUCAAAACUGAUCAACAAGGCGAAAAUAACUGAUAUUCGAAACUAUAACAUGACAAAGACUGAAGAAGCCGUAAAAAAUGAACGCAGCCUGAAAUCAGUAAAAAAGAAACCUGGCAUAGGACAAACCAUGAUGUAUGCACUAAAAGAUAAGAAGGAUAAUCAUCAGCAAUCUCGAAGAUACAGUAAACGCAGCGGAAAAAUUCUAAGCUGACCUGUAUACAGUACCCAGAGGAGUCACGAUAGUUCACAUAGAAACAGUAAUGAACAGGAUACAGAAACUCUCCUAUAACUAGCGAUGAGGUCAGAAGGGCCCUGCAAGACAUGAAACGAUGAAGAGCGGGAGGAUAAGGUGGGAUAACAGUCGAUUUAAUCAGAUGGAAGAGACAUAAUGCUUGGAAAACUGGCGGCUCUUUAUACGAAGUGUCUAUCGACUGCAAGGGUCCCAGAAAACUGGAAGAAUGCAGACAUACUAAUUCACAAAAAAAGGAGACGUUAAAGAAUUGAACAAUUAUGGGACCAAAAACUUGCUCCCAGUAUUCUGUAAAAUAUUUACCAAAAUAAUCUUCAAUAGAAAAAGGUUGACACUGGAUUUUGUCAACCAAGGGAACAGGCUGGCUUCAGGAAGAGAUACUUUACAAUGGAUCACAUCCAUGUCAUCAAUCAGGUUAUCGCGAAAUCUGCAGAGUACAAUAAGCCUCUCUAUGUGGCUUAUAGAGAUUGCGAAAAGGCAUUUGAUUCAGCAGAGAUACCAGCAAUCGUAGAGGCACUACGUUAUCAAGGAGAACAAAACGCUUACGUAAAAAAGCUUGGAAAAUAUUGCUACAUGCGUGAGGUAUUUGUUUGUUUGAACGAGGCGCGUGGGCGCCAUCAUUCCAGAAAAGAGGAGGAAGAACGCACUGGGCUCGCGCUGUGAAUCUGACCGGUCAGCGCAUCAACCGUUGUGAAUAUAACCUGUAAAUAGUUUCUCGUCUUACUGACUCGUCUUUCGCGUUAGAAUAUCGAUCUACAGCUACCUUAAUUCUACACAAGAAAAGCAGGGAGAUACCUAUAGAAAAAGGGGUCAGACAGGGAGACACAAUUUCUCCAAAGCUAUUUUCUACGUGCUUAGAAGAAUUCUAGCUAUUAAACUGGGAAGGCUUAGGAGUAAAGAUCAACGGCAAAUAUCUCAGCAACCUUUGGUUUGCCGAUGACAUUGUUCUAUUCAACAACAAUGCAGACGAGUUACAACAAAUGAUUGGAGACCUUAACAGAGAGAGUGUAAGAGUGGGGUUGAAUAUUAUUAUGCAGAAGAUGAAGAUAAUGAUAAUUAGCCGGGCAAAGGAACAAGCGAUCAGGAUGGCCAGUCGGCCACUAGACUUUUAAGGAGUACGUUUACCUAGCUAGGUCAAUUAAUCAGAGGGAACCCUGAUCAUGAGAAGGAAAUUCACAGAAGAAUAAAAAUAGGUUGGAUCGCAUACGGCAGACAUUGCCAACUCGUGACUGGAAGCUUACCAUUAUUAUUGAAAAGUAAGGUGUGCAAUCAGUGCAUUUUGCCAGUGCAAUAUGUCCAGUGCCAAUGCAUUUGCCAGUGCAUUUCCCAGUGCAUUUUGCCACUGCAUAUGGGGCAGAGACUUAAUAAUAAUAAUAUUUGGGGUUUUACGUGCCAAAACCACUUUCUGAUUAUGAGGCACGCCGUAGUGGAGGACUCCGGAAAUUUUGACCACCUGGGGUUCUUUAACGUGCACCUAAAUCUAAGCACACGGGUGUUUUCGCAUUUCGCCCCCAUCGAAAUGCGGCCGCCGUGGCCGGGAUUCGAUCCCGCCACCUCGUGCUCAGCAGCCCAACACCAUAGCCACUGAGCAACCACGGCGGGUUGGGGCAGAGACUUGAGAACAAGUUAAGGACCACGCAAAGAGCGAUCGAACGAAGAUUGCUAGGGAUAACGUUAAGAGAGAAAGAGAGUGGUUUGGAUCAGAGAGCGAACGGGUAUAGACGACAUUCUAAUUGACAUCAAGAGGAAAAAAUGUAGCUGGGCAGGUCAUGUAUAGCGCCGGUUAGAUAACCGUUGGACCAUAAGGGUUACAAAAUGGGUACCAAGAGAAGGGAAACGCAAUCGAGGACGACAAAACACCAGGUGGAGCGAUGAAAUUAGGAAAUUCGCGGACGCUAGAUGGAAUCGGUUGGCGCAGGACAGGGUUAAUUGGAGAUCGCAGGGAGAGGCCUUCGUCCUGCAGUGGACAUAAAACAGGCUGGUGAUGAUGAUGAUGAUGGAGGUGGUGGGCCCCCCCCGAAAAAAAAUCCUGGGUACGUGCCUGGCUAGUGUACUUUACAUCCUUCAGUAGGCACUACAGCUUUUAGAAGCUUCUUUCAUUAAUUUACAGAAACUCUCUCUCUCUAUCAAUAGAUAGAUAGAUAGAAUUUACUGACAGGAAGAUAGAGAGGUCGACCUGAGCUAGUGCGCUCUAGUCUGCUCCUCUGUACUAGGGAAGAGGGAUGGGGAGCGAAAGUACAGGGAUGGAUCAUGAUGAUAAGAGAAGUGACAAGUGCUUAUGUAUAAUAGACAGUGGCCCCACUAGAGUCGCUCAUCUAGCUUGGUGUCCUGCAGAAAUUUCAACAGCGCUUUAGUUGCACACAUUAAAGUUGCAGUAUCAGGCUAUUGGCGGAGGAUAGCGUCCUCCGACAGUGGAUGCCUGCCAACGUAGACUAGGGAACUUUUGAACGUCCUUCGCUCCAGCUUAUAUGCUGGGCAAUUGCACAAUACAUGUUCCUGCAUUUCAGGCCUCUGGCAGUGUUCACAAUCAGGGCUGUUCAACUGGCCGAUGAGGUGCGAGUAGUAACGGCUGAAAGCAAUGCCCAGCCAAAUUCAGUGUAGCAGUGACAUUUUGCUCUGCGUAACCUUGAGAGGCAAACAGAAUUUACCGUCUAGGUUGAUCAUAUAUAGGCAUCUGUGGAUGUUGUCAUUGUGGCCUCUGUAUGCCUUUGUAAGGUCUUGCAUGAGUGCCUUGAUCAUACAGUUGGUGUCAGGUUGCGAGUAGGCAAUGUGUAAUUAAUCAGAGGAAGAGAAUGCUGAUCUUGCCUCACUGUCAGCAAGUUCAUUGCCCAUCACACCACAAUGACUAGGCACCCAUUGAAAAUUGAUGAAAUGGCCACCUAACUCGGCACUGUGAUGAAGUUCAGCGAUUUCCAGCACAAGCACAUAAUGUGGUCCUUUCUUUUGAAACCAUUUUAGCGCCUGUAGCGCUGAUUUGGCAUUGCAAAACCUGUACAUUUAUGAGGUGUCUGCGUUCUCAUAAAACGAACAGCCUCCCAUAUUGUCCCAAGUUCAGCAGCCGUAGAUGUUGAUUUGUGUUCUAAUUGAAAUCGCUGAAUAAUUCCAAGUUGUGGGAUAACAAAUGCUGCCGUUGUGGCAGAUGGUGUGACCAAACCAUUGGUAUAUACUUCUACAGUCCCAUUAUAAUGUAAAUAUAUGGGACAGGGUAAGCUGUUUCAAGCCAAUGGAAGAAACGUGAUUUCUUCGUAAUUCCGGGUAUUUGAAGCCUCACUAAUGGUCUCGGUAAUGUCCAUGGAGGUGUCUCAGGGAUGUUGGUGGCCUGGAACCUUGCAAGUGUAAUGCUUGUAUGACAUACGUAAUGCAUAGUCCAUAGAGACAAUGUCUUUGAACUUCCUAUAAUUUAUAGUGUCUAUAGACAGCAUACUACUGUGCAAUAUGCUUGUUGCUUUACCUUAUUUUGAUAUAUACAUACUGCAUACAUACUGUAUAUACACAUGAAGAAAUCUAAAGGCAACAAAAACUAGUCAGUAAAAAUGCUUAUGCAGACAGUAUAAGUCUAAUGGGCGCCUGCAGUGCAUGUGCUUAAGGUGCGCAUGAAUAACUUAACUAGAAUCUAAGCACACCAGGAGCCCACCAGAGAGGCCCAGAAUAGGCCCCUUGUUCAGUCAGGACUAACAAAGGUUCCUUUCUCCUCUUCCUCCUACAGCAAGGUUUGGGCAAUACCCUCCUUUGCAGACUUUGCACAGAUUAAAAAUUAACACAUGACACUUCUGUAUCAUUGCUAGUCUCUAUCAGCACAAAUAAUAGAGAACUGUAGCAUUGAUUAUCAACUGAGGUUAAUUGUUCGCCCUUCUGAAGGCACCCACAUAAUUCAAUGUUAUUUCUGCAGAACAGUUGACAGUCAACACUUUGUCCAGCCAAAUCUCUCGCCUAUCAUCUCAUCUUCUGCACUGCAAGCACACAGAUAUGAACUGCUGACUCAUCCAUCACUAUGUCAAUAUUAUUGUUUUGUUUUUCAACUGAAAACUUGCUGUUAUGUUGACAGGGACAAAUUGACAAUACUAUGCAAUAUUCAUACAGGUCGAAGCAGUUGGCCCAUAACCACUCUUCAACAACUUCCAGUUUACAUUAGCACUCUUGUGCACUUUUUGCGAUAGUGUACAGCAAUUGCGGCCAGUGAAUUUAUCGCUGAACAAUCAAAUCCAAUGUGUUUGAUUUGAAAUUUCAUGCUCAGAUUGUACUUACCAUUUAUUUCACUCUUUUUAUGUUUUGUGCAAACAGGCAAUAAAUAUUUAUGAAUACUGUUUACA
This is a messenger RNA of Dermacentor albipictus, 8708 nucleotides long. Its product is annotated as probable peptidoglycan muropeptide transporter SLC46. The record is from RefSeq and is a predicted model, not a curated record. Lineage: Eukaryota; Metazoa; Arthropoda; Arachnida; Ixodida; Ixodidae. Gene Ontology annotation, molecular function: transmembrane transporter activity. Gene Ontology annotation, cellular component: membrane. Gene Ontology annotation, biological process: transmembrane transport.